CCGGCGCCAAGGACAAAGGAGUAAGUUUCGUGUUCUCCGUCGGUAAGAAACUGAAAACGCCAACACAAGGCGAACAAGAGAGAACCGAGUCAAAGCAGGUGAAGAAAUGGACGGAGAACUGCCGCCGGUACCGGCUCCGUUGUCCAUCCACCCGGCCGUAGCACCGCUAUCAUUUUUACUUGGAACAUGGAGAGGCAAAGGCGACGGUGGAUUCCCCACCAUUAAUUCCUUCUCUUACGGCGAGGAGAUCCAUUUCUCCCAUUCCGGCAAGCCAGUGAUUUCUUACAGCCAAAAGACUUGGAAACUCGAUUCUAGAGAGCCUAUGCACGCUGAGAGUGGCUACUGGCGUCCCAAGCCCGAUGGUACCAUUGAAGUUGUAAUCGCUCAAAGCACUGGUCUCGUUGAAGUUCAGAAAGGAACAUAUAAUGCAGAAGAGAAAGUGAUAAUGCUCCAAAGUGAAGUUGUAGGGAAUGCUUCUAAGGUGAAAGAAAUAAGCAGAGCGUUUAAACUGGUGGAUGGAGAACUUUCCUACGUGGUUCAGAUGGCUACUGGCUUAACCAGUCUUCAACAACACUUGAAAGCCUCGCUUACUAAAGUUUGAUGCAAGAAACGAAAUGGUACACAAAUCCUCUCUUUAGAUUAAGAAUACAGGCUACAAUAAAUCUGGACUGAAUUGCAAUUAGCAUGUUUCUAUAUUUCUGUAGUGUUUAUUCCCCAUCCUCCUCCCUCUAAAGUAUUAUCUAAUAGAAAUUUUCUCAUAUAUUUCACUA
Messenger RNA from Cucurbita moschata (crookneck pumpkin), 770 nucleotides. RefSeq names its product UPF0678 fatty acid-binding protein-like protein At1g79260. The transcript is spliced from 4 exons. Bases 107 to 601 code for a protein of 164 amino acids. NCBI's taxonomy places the organism in Eukaryota, Viridiplantae, Streptophyta, Magnoliopsida, Cucurbitales, Cucurbitaceae. The record is from RefSeq and is a predicted model, not a curated record.